AUGGCCAGCAGCUGCUGUGGGGUCAAGAAACAGAAACUCAACAAUUCUAUGCCUUCUAUAUGUAACGGAUCUUUACAAUCUGGACAUUCUAGUUACCACAAAAAUGGCUAUUCCGUCGUGCUGCCAGAAAUGUGUUACUUCUGUUUCGACGUUCUUCACGGACAUUUACACAACUACGAGCUGGCGAGAGCUGCCCCACCUUUCACGAAUGAGGCCUAUCCACUGUUUGUGACCUGGAAGUUAGGAAGAGAGCGAAGACUUCGUGGAUGUAUAGGCACUUUCUCGCCAACUUCUCUACACAGUGGUCUCAGGGAAUAUGCAGUAACCAGUGCAAUGAAGGACAGCCGAUUCGAUCCAAUCACCAAAGAGGAGUUUCCUAAGCUUCACUGUUCUGUGUCUCUACUGACUCAUUUUGAGGAUGCUGCAGAUUACAUGGACUGGGAGCUGGGUGCUCAUGGAAUUCGUAUAGAAUUCAUCAAUGAAAAGGGUCACAAAAAGACAGCAACCUACCUUCCUGAAGUUGCAGUCGAACAAGGCUGGGAUCAAAUACAGACUAUUGACUCACUCCUACGUAAAGGUGGUUUCAAGGGACCAAUCACAAUCGAAGUGCGCAAGUCUAUACGACUGACUCGUUAUCGCAGCGAAAAAAUCACCAUUGCCUAUACCGACUAUGUUGCUCAGAAGCAGAACGGUAAUGCAUGA
Molecule: messenger RNA, 702 nt
Organism: Candidula unifasciata
Lineage: Eukaryota; Metazoa; Mollusca; Gastropoda; Stylommatophora; Geomitridae
Source: the annotation of a GenBank genome assembly